This is a messenger RNA of Sycon ciliatum, 4219 nucleotides long. Its product is annotated as streptococcal hemagglutinin-like. The transcript has 16 exons. Gene Ontology annotation, cellular component: mitochondria-associated endoplasmic reticulum membrane contact site. Lineage: Eukaryota; Metazoa; Porifera; Calcarea; Leucosolenida; Sycettidae. The record is from RefSeq and is a predicted model, not a curated record. The coding region runs from base 1 to 2676 and encodes 891 amino acids. Gene Ontology annotation, molecular function: protein binding. Gene Ontology annotation, biological process: mitochondrial calcium ion homeostasis.
AUGUGCUUAUCAAGACUGGAUGACAUCAUUCUCUCCAUCAACGGCACGGCUGUAUCCAGUCUAGAUCACGCCGUCAACAUCAUCCGUAGCAGUACACAGAGGUCUUUGCAGUUUGAGAUCCAGCGACCACCGGCUGGCGUUUACAUUAACGUGGUGUACGCCGAGUCAUCAUCGGCUUCAGCGUCAGCAGCUGCAGCCACAACCCCGACUGGCGGCGGCGGCGCUGCUGCUGCCAGCACAGCCAACGCUGGUAUGCAGACAUCGCAAUCUAACGCCAGUAUCGGCUCAGCAUCCUCCGCACCCGCUACUGCCACUGGCACCACCACUGGCCAAGCAGGCUCGGCAUCAUCCAUAUCAGCAGCCAUUCCCAUGGCAACCAGCGGUAACAUGGCGGCAGCAGCAAAAGCAGCACGCGGUGGCGAGUCUCCGUCUCAGGGCCGUCAGAUGGCGUCGUCCUCGGCAACGACGCCUACCACCAUCAAUGUAGCCCGGGCGCGUGUGCUCAGUGAUGUCGACGCGGAUGAGUACGAGAUCCCCGUUCCGGAGACCUUCGAUAUGUCUCCACCUCGCCACGAUGCCCCAGAGAUGGACCUCGACUCUUGGGCGGUGGUGGAUGGGACCGGUGUCAGCCGUCCCGUCAUGCAGAUCCGCUCAUCCCGCGCCUGCCCAGACGUGUAUGACCCGGAUUCCGGCAGUCUUCCCAAACAGACAUGCCCUGUUCCGGCUUGUCCAGAUCCAGGCUGGCGGGAAACGUUCCCAUUCUCUCUUUCAUCAGAAGACCGCUACCUGAGCGUAUGCGUGUGGGCUAAGCUGGAGAAUAGUCGCAAUAACCUGCUGAUUGGCUAUGCUAGUAUUCCUCUACACGACAUAGCUGUGGAAUGUGCGGCAGUGAAUGUUGGGCGUCACGAACAGUGCUACGUUUUAAUUCCCGGAAUUCAUCUCACCGCUAACGCAAACCGUGCCGCCCUUCGAGCCGCCGGAGCCAUCCAGCCCGGCAAGCUACCGACCAGUGCUCGUACAUGGUAUGAACGUGAGUACAGCGGUGAUGUCCGUCUUGUCUUCAGUCACUUGCCAUUGCCGGCAUCUGCAAGUGCGUCAGCUGCGCCUACUCCGUCACCGCCCAGAUCAAGUGCCGCUUCACCGUGCAGUGAACCAAGUUCUCCGCCGCGACCUACCGGUCGCAGGACCAGCCAGGCAACGUCCUCUCACACUCCCGAGAAGCCAUCCAAACCAAACAGCGAUACCAGUAGCAGCACAUCGCACUCACCACCACCCACAACAGCUGCUGCGACGGCGGCAGCAGCAACAGCAGCAGCAAUGUCAUCAUCGCAUGCAAACCGGUCGGGUACGCCGUCACCUCACGGCCAGGCAUCCUCCUCACCCAUCACAAGCACAGCUGCGGCGACAUCAUCAUCAGCAACAAUGACGUCAUCGGCAGCAAUGAUGACGUCAUCACUCAGCACAAUGACAUCAUCAAUGACAUCGGCAUCCAUUGCCGGCGGCGAUGCGACGUCAUUGCUGACCAGAUCCGAAGGGGCACACGUACCGACAAGCUCCCACGGCAUGCGGGCCCGUGCCAGUGCCAUGACAUCAUCAAUGACAUCAUCGGCAUCGCCGGCUGCCGCCCAGCACACGGGCAUGCUGCCGUCCAAUCCCCUACCACCGAACACCAGUGGGAAUGAGUCGGAACACGUGCAGCGUAAUGGCAAUGACAGAUCGUCUCCGUGUCCAUCUCCCGGUCCGGGAUUCCGAGACUCGCCCCAACCUGGUGAUAGCAAUGUGCGUAGGAAACCUGCAUCAGUGCUUGCUCAGACGUACACGAACUCUCCGUCGUCACGCCACACGCCUGGCUCUCGUCGCCGAUCGACUGUCAGCCACGACUUUUUGGCCAUCACUAUUCCAGUGCCGACAUCCUGCAUCAUUUGCGGAAAGAAGAUCUUCAAGAAGCGGUGUCAGCGUUGCCAAGGCUGCAUGGGAGCAGCUCACACCGAAUGUGCUAUCUCCAGCAACACUGCAGUAUGUCCACGGACACCCAUCACCGAGGCAUACAGCAGUGAGUCGGAUUCCGACUAUGGUGACGACCAUGGAGGGACUCCAGCAGCAAUGACGACCACCAGCACCAGCAGCAGCAGUGCCACUACUGGUCCUGCUUCAUCGUCAUCAUCAUCAACAUCCUCUACAGCAUCAGCACGCUACAAUUCCCACGAACACUUUAGCAGCCCCUCGUCAUCACCCACCUCUGAACUGAGAGACACUGAUGAAGCCUUGGUGUCUGGUUCUGAUGCUGUUGUUGCUGCUGCCGCCGCCACCGCUGCAGCUGUGUCAGCCGUGGUUGCACCGGGAGAUGACGCGUUGUCAAAGGAUGCCGCUCUAGCAAGUUUUGAAACUGACAAGCUAGUGCGACAAGCAGGUCGUGGUAUGUACGGUGAUCUGGCGUUGGAAGACCGCAGAGAUAAACUCACAGAACAGAUCAAGCGGCUCCAACAAGAGAUCGACAACGAGAAGAUGAAACAGAGCGAGCUGUUACAUCAGCGCAAGCAAGCGACGGUCGAGCGGCACAAAACCGUGAUCAACGAGUGCAUUUCUCAUUCUAACAACAAACUGGAGGCCCUGACGUUGCUGAUGCUGCAGUACCUCUCUGGUCUGCAUGACUGUGAAGAAGCCGCCGACAGUUAAGAGAAGUGAGGGUUGAGUGUGAGGAACAUGACAGCACACACUCUCUCGUCUUCUGGGUAUGUAUGACGUCAUCAUGCCAUCAUGAUGAUGUCAUUGUGGUGAUGUUGCACUGGGAUGGCAUUGAUACUUCUGUUGCAGCAGUGCUGCGACGGUAGUGCAUGUGUGUGGUGCGUAGGCACUGCGGCAUCGUCACCAUUGCACCGCCCAUGUGCAGUGUGCAAUGAUGUCGCCGUGAUGUCACUGAGCUGCUACCACAUAGGAAUGAUGUCAUUGCCCCAGACUGCACCAGUGAUGCUGAGUGCAUGAUAAGUUGUAACAUUACUACUUCAUCUGCUAGUACAUGUAGCAGUGCAGUAGUACCAAAGUAGGUGUAUGUAGUGUAGGGUGUCUCUACCGCUAGUACAUGUAGUUAGUAGUGCAGUGCAGUAUGAGACUAGGGAUAGUGCAGUGCAGUAUGAGACUAGGGAUAGUGCAGUAUGAGACUAGGGAUAGUGCAGUAUGAGACUAGGGAUAGUGCAGUACUAGUAUUGUAUCCAUCCUACGUUGAGUAUUGGUGCUGUGCUCGCCACUAGUACUACAUGUAUUGCCAGUAGCACACUGGUUAUCAGUGUGUUGUAGCACACCAGGCAGGCAGGCUCAUCCCUGCCUGCUACAUAGCCAUACUGUAGUGCUAGGCAGUAUCUCACGUCACAUGACCGUUUCCAUAGUCGCCGCCAAUCAGCACACUGUUAGCCGUUCUAUUCUAGUAGACGGUGUCGAGUCGUGUGACCGUUCCCAUGGUUGCGGCCAAUCAACAUGGCCGUGCCUCAGUCCUGUAGUGACACGCAGUUGUGCGGCCAGUCAGCGGCACUGGAUGUUAGCUUACCAACCGUACUGUGAGCUGGGGCCUGCACCGAAACUCACUCCGCUUCUAGUCUCGUGUGUUUGUAGAUCAUAGCACACCCCCUCCUCCACCUCCACUAUGUACUCUCAAACCCUGCCCGCCGUCGUUUGUGUUCCCAUGUCGCAUCCGCUGUAGAGAAGUGUUUAAUAUAAUUGUUUUAUCAUUUUAUCACUCUUGUUAUUUUCUUCCUAACUUAUGUUCGAGUUGCGGCUGGCCGUGAUUUCUAAAUGUUGAAGUUUCUUGUCUCGUUUGUAGUCAACGACUAGUGCAUUUUGUACGGUAUAGACGUUGGCAGCAUAAUAUCUGUCUCUCGUUCAUGUACUACAAGAUAAUGCACACAAUUCCCCGAGAUAAUACUGUCACUGAAUUAAUUUCAUCUUGGUGACAAAUGGAAUAUCUUACUGUUACGCUCACCUCACCGAACCGUUUGUAAAAUUGAUAGCUUAUCACCGUGCUCACCGGACCCAUGUGUUUUACUCGCGUAUUCACGCAACUGAUCACGUCUUUGUUAAUACAGUGUAUCAUUUACACAGCGCCAAUGAGAUGACUCUCUACUGUACGUAGCACCUACAAGUACCCCGAUCAUGUCUCAUGAUAAUGCGCUGAGCUUGUUUGGUCUUGUCUCAUGCCGUCUACACCCUACACUACUGUGGUCCCUUC